Cyprinodon tularosa is the source of this 7243-nucleotide messenger RNA. It is a transcript of the gene sdk2b, whose product is annotated as sidekick cell adhesion molecule 2b. The transcript is spliced from 42 exons. The coding region runs from base 200 to 6229 and encodes 2009 amino acids. Lineage: Eukaryota; Metazoa; Chordata; Actinopteri; Cyprinodontiformes; Cyprinodontidae. The record is from RefSeq and is a predicted model, not a curated record. Gene Ontology annotation, molecular function: protein binding.
AAUUACUUUGGACAACACAUUGGUUAUCUUGUCUUCGGUGGCACCAGACGCCGGGCGGUACUACGUACAAGCCGUAAAUGACAUAAAUGGAGAGAACAAGACCAGCCAACCAAUCACCCUGACUGUUGAGAAUAUCGGAGGUCCUGCAGACCCCAUUGCUCCCACGAUCAUCAUACCUCCAAGAAACACUAGUGUGGUGAUGGGAACAUCAGAGGUCACAAUGGAGUGUGUGGCCAAUGCCAGACCUCUUAUCAAGCUGAGCAUCUCAUGGCGUAAAAACGGCAUGUUGGUGAGCAGCGGUUUGAGCGACUUCAACCGCAGACUGACCAUCCUCAGCCCGAUGGUGAGCGACGCCGGCUUCUAUGAAUGCGAGGCCGUUCUCCGCAGCAGCAGCGUGCCCUCUGUCAGCGCCGGGGCAUAUCUUCAUGUGUUUGAGCCGCCACAGUUUAUUAAAGAACCAGAGAAACACAUCACAGCUGAGAUGGAGAAGGUGGUGGACAUUCCCUGUCAGGCGAGGGGAGUUCCCCAGCCAGAAAUUGUCUGGUACAAAGAUGCCCUUCCCAUUGAUCCGGUGAAGACGCCCAGGUACAGGGUGCUGGUGGGGGGGAGCCUCCAGGUCAACGGCCUGCUGCCCGAUGACACCGGCAUGUUUCAGUGCUUUGCCAGAAACGCAGCUGGAGAAGUUCAGACCAACACCUACCUGGCUGUAACCAGCAUCGCACCGAACAUCACAGCCGGACCCUCUGACAGCACAGUGAUUGACGGAAUGUCAAUCAUCCUGCACUGUGAGACCUCAGGAGCGCCGAGGCCCGCUAUAACCUGGCAGAAAGGAGAGCGCGUUUUGGCCAGUGGCUCAGUGCAGCUGCCCAGGUUCACUCUGCUGGAGUCAGGCAGUUUGCUCAUAUCCCCUUCCCACAUCACUGAUGCCGGGACCUACACCUGUAUGGCAAGCAAUUCUAGGGGAAUCGAUGAGGCGUCCGCUGACCUCAUUGUCUGGGCUCGCACUCGGAUUACCACCCCCCCACAGGACCAGAGCGUCAUCAAAGGGACUAAGGCCAUUAUGACCUGUGGAGUCACACACGACCCCAGUGUAAUUAUCAGGCAUGUCUGGGAAAAAGACGGCUCGGCGAUCAAUGUUCAUUCAAUCCCCCGCAUGCGCCUGGACGCCGACGGCACCCUGCACAUUUCCCAGACCUGGUCGGGUGACAUCGGCACGUACACAUGCAGAGUCAACUCGGUCGGAGGCAACGACUCUCGCAGCGCUCACCUCCGUGUCAGGCAGCUUCCCCAUGCCCCGGAGAACCCGACGGCCAUGCUGAGCAAGUCUGAAAAAAGAGCCAUCGACCUGGCCUGGGCCAAGCCUUUCGAUGGCAACAGUCCUCUCAUACGUUAUAUCCUGGAGGUUUCUGAAAACAAUGCUCCCUGGGCCAUCCUGCUGGCCAAUAUUGAACCUGAGUCCACAGCGGUGACAGUAAAUGGCUUGAUCCCGGCCCGCUCCUAUCAGUUCCGCCUCUGUGCCGUUAAUGAUGUCGGGAAGGGGCAGUUCAGUAAAGAGACCGACCGCGUGUCUCUCCCAGAGGAGCCCCCCAGCGCCCCCCCUCAGAACGUCAUCGCCAGCGGCAGGACCAACCAGUCAAUCAUGAUCCAGUGGCAGCCGCCGCCUGAAAGCCACCAGAACGGCAUCCUGAGGGGCUACAUCAUCCGUUACCGCCUAACUGGGCUUCCUGUGGACUACCAGCUGAAAAACAUCUCCAGCCCAGAUGUGACCACCCUGCUGCUGGAAGACCUCAUCAUCUGGACCAACUAUGAGAUUGAGGUGGCGGCCUACAACGGGGCGGGAUUGGGCAGCUUCAGCCAUAAAGUUACAGAGUGGACCCUCCAAGGAGUCCCGACCAUCGCUCCAGGAAAUGUGCAGGUCGAGGCGGUCAACUCAACAGCUAUCCGUUUUACCUGGACCGCUCCGAACCCUCAGUUUAUCAACGGCAUCAACCAGGGCUACAAGUUGUUGGCCUGGGAACCUGGCAAAGAAGAGGACGUUUCCAUGGUAACAGUACGACCUAACUUCCAGGACAGCGUCCAUGUGGGAUACGUGACAGGCCUGAAGAAGUUCACCGAGUAUUUCACCUCGGUGUUGUGCUUCACUACACCUGGAGACGGCCCCCGCAGCCCACCUUGGGCUCUGAAGACUCAUGAGGACACCCCCGCUGCUGUAGGUCACCUGAGCUUUACAGAGAUCCUGGAUACUUCUCUUAAAGUCAGCUGGAGCGAGCCUGGUGAGAAGAAUGGAGUUCUAACAGGUUACCGCAUUUCAUGGGAGGAGUUCAACCGGACCAACACCAGAGUCACCCACUAUCUGCCGAAUGUCACCCUGGAGUACAGGGUCACAGGCCUCACCGCUCUCACCACAUACACUAUCGAAGUGGCAGGAAUGACCUCCAAAGGCCAGGGCCAGAUGUCCUCCUCUACUAUCUCCUCCGGAGUCCCACCAGAGCUUCCUGGCCAUCCUACCAACAUUGCUAUAACCAACAUCGGCCCACGCUCUGUCAACCUGCAGUUUAAACCUGGCUAUGAUGGCAAAACCUCUAUUUCUCGUUGGCUUGUAGAAGCCCAGGUUGGGGUGGUGGGAGAAAAUGAAGAGUGGGUGUUGGUUCAUCAGGUCUCAAAUGAACCCGAGGCUCGCUCUCUGGAGGUGCCUGGUCUCAACCCAUACACCUUCUACAGAUUCCGCAUGCGGCAGGUGAACAUAGUUGGCAGCAGUCCUCCCAGCCAGCCGUCAAGGAAGAUUCAGACGCUUCCAGCUCCUCCUGACAUGGCCCCCGCCAAUGUCACCCUGCGCACAGCCAGUGAGACCAGCCUGUGGCUGCGAUGGAUGCCCCUUCCUGAAUGGGAAUACAAUGGAAACGCAGAGCAGGUGGGAUACAGCAUUCAGUACUACCGCGUCGGCUCCCAGGGCCGCGGGCUGACCCACAUCAUCACAGAUCGUUUGGAGAGGGAGUUCACCAUCGAAGACCUGGAGGAGUGGACGGAGUACGAGGUCAGGGUCCAGGCUGUCAACGGCAUUGGGACGGGACCGUGGAGCCAGCCGGUUAGAGGCAGAACUAGGGAGUCCGUUCCUUCAUGUGGACCCACUAACGUGUCUGCAUUCGCCACCACCUCAAGCAGCAUCUUAGUGCGUUGGUCUGAAGUCCCUGAGCCCGACUGGAACGGACUCAUUCUUGGCUACAAGGUGAUGUAUAAGGAGAAGGACUCUGACAGUGUGGUCCGCUUCUGGAUGGUGGAGGGGAACGCGUCCCACAGCGUCCAGCUGACCGGUUUGGGGAAAUACGUGCUGUAUGAGAUUCAGGUCCUGGCUUUCACUCGGAUCGGAGACGGACGGCCGAGCUCUCCGCCCAUCCUGGAGAGGACUUUGGAUGAUGUACCAGGACCUCCAGUUGGUAUCCUCUUCCCUGAAGUGCGGACCACGUCUGUCCGGCUGAUUUGGCAGUCGCCUGCGCAGCCGAACGGCAUCAUCCUUGCCUACCAGAUCACUUACCACCUGAACUCUACAAACAGCAACGCAGCCACAGUGGACGUCCUGAACCCAAGCACUCGCCAGUACACCGUCACCAGCCUCAAACCAGAAUCUGUCUACGUGUUUCGCAUCACAGCACAGACCAGGAAGGGCUGGGGCGACGCGGCCGAGGCUCUGGUGGUCACAACGGAGAAAAGAGCUCGUCCCCAGCCCACCAGCCGCCCCAUCGUUCCUCAGAAGGAUGUCCAGGCCCGUCAGGUGCUGCUCUCCUGGGAGCCGGGCAGCGAUGGGCUCUCCCCAGUGCGUUACUACACCGUGCAGCAGAAGGAGCUGCCCCAGAACAACUGGACGGUGCACUCCGCCUCCGUCAACCACGAGGCUACGUCCUACAUUGUGUCCGGGCUGAAACCCUUUACUUCCUAUCAGUUCAGAGUAAAAGCUACCAACGACAUAGGGGACAGUGAGUACAGUGAGGAGAGUGAAGCUAUCACAACUCUACAGGAUGCGCCAGACGAAGCGCCGACAAUCCUCUCUGUCACGCCGCACACAACCACGUCGGUGCUGAUCCGCUGGCAGCCACCUCCUGAGGAGAAGAUCAAUGGAAUUUUACUGGGAUUUCGGAUUCGCUACCGUGAGCUGCUGUAUGACCGUCUCCGAAACUACAUUCACACACUGAACAGCCUGUCCUCAUGGGCCGAGCUGAACGCCCCCUACACCAUCCGGAACCUCAGCGAUCCGACUCUCAGUCAGUACGAGCUUGACAAGCUCAGUAAACACAAGCGCUAUGAAAUACGCAUGAGUGUGUACAACGCUGUGGGAGAGGGGCCAGGCAGCCCACCCCAGGAGGUUUUUGUUGGGGAAGCAGUCCCAACAGCCCCACCACAGAAUGUUGCUAUUCAGUCGGCGACGGCUACCCAGUUGGACGUCACAUGGGAUCCUCCACCUGUAAAUGCUCAAAAUGGAGACAUCCAAGGCUACAAGAUUUACUUUUGGGAGUUCCAGCGUAAGAACGCGACAGAGCGACUGCGGACUCUUUUUAUGCCAGAGAGGGGUGUGAAACUGAAGAACCUGACCGGGUACACCACAUACAUGAUCAGCGUGGCCCCCUUCAACGCUGCCGGCGAUGGACCCCGCAGCCCCCCGACCAGGGGACGAACUCAGCAAGCUGCUCCAAGUGCGCCGAGUUUCAUUCACUUCAGUGAGCUGACCACCACCUCUGUCAACGUGUCCUGGGGCGAACCCACCUUUCCUAACGGCAUCAUUGAAGGCUACCGUCUGGUUUAUGAGCCAUUAACCCCUGUAGAUGACCCCUCAGUGGCCUGUGCCGACUGUCUUCACUCCCCCUCCCCCCCAGGCGUCAGUAAGACAGUUACGGUGGACGUGAAGGGGGGCGGGCCCCUCUGGUUGAAACUUCGAGAUUUGGCCGACGGCAUCACGUAUAACUUCCGCAUCCGAGCCAAGACCUUCAUCUAUGGGCCGGAGGUGGAGGCCAACAUCACUACUGGACCAGGGGAAGGAGCCCCAGGACCCCCUGGAGAACCUUUUAUUACACGUUACGGUUCAGGCCUGACGAUCCACUGGACGGGAGGUGACCCAGGACGGGCUCCUAUAACACGAUAUGUCAUCGAGGCCAGACCUUCAGAUGAAGGUUUGUGGGAUAUUAUAAUCAAGGACAUCCCAAAGGAUGCAACAUCACACACAUUCAACAUGGAUGUACUUAAACAAGGCGUCAGCUAUGACUUCCGGGUAAUCGCAGUGAACGACUACGGCUACGGCUCUCCAAGCAUGCCUUCACCCUCUAUAUCUGCUCAGAAAGUGGCCCCGUUUUAUGAGGAGUGGUGGUUCCUGGUCGUCGUGGCGCUGGUGGGACUCAUCUUCAUCCUGCUGCUGGUUUUCAUCCUCAUCAUUAGAGGACAGAGCAAGAAAUAUGCAAAGAAGUCUGAGUCAGUGUGUCUCUACGUGUGUCCAGGUAACAACUCUAAUUGCAAUGCUCUGACCCACGGGGACAUGGUCAGCCUCGACGAAGGCCGCUUCCCCGCUCUGGAGCUCAACAACCGACGGCUGUCAGUGAAAAACUCUUUCUGUCGGAAGAACGGCGUCUACACCAGGUCUCCACCCAGACCCAGUCCAGGCAGUCUCCACUAUUCAGACGAGGAUGUGAGCACCAAAUACAAUGACUUGAUCCCUGCAGAAAGCACAAACCUGACUGAGAAACCCUCAGAAAUCUCUGACUCACAGGAGGCGCUGGUGUUUUCAUAUGGGACAGGUGGCCUACAUACACUUCCACUGCAUUUGGGGAGCGACAACGAGUACGAGGUCGACCCAAACCGACAGAAGACGCAUUCGUUCGUCAACCACUACAUAAGCGACCCCACCUACUACAACUCCUGGCGCCGCCAGCAGAAGGGAAUAUCCCGAGCACAGGCCUACAGCUUCACCGAGUCUGAGUCGGGAGAACCAGAGCAUCACGCCCCGCCUCCGCUGCCCCCUCUACCGCCGCUGCCCCCGCAGCUCAGUUCGCCCAGCCCUCAACCUCAACAGGCCCAGGGUCAACCUCAGGGUCAAGGCAACCUGUUUCGGCCCAAAGGAAGUCGGACUCCCACCCCCUCCCAGCAGUGCUCCAACCCCCCCAGCCAGCACAGCACCCUGUACAGGCCCCCCAGCAGCCUAGCCCCCGGGUCACGCGCUCCUAUCGCUGGCUUCUCCUCCUUUGUGUGAUAAAUGCCGAAAAGGAGCAAACUUUCUCGAAGCGUUAACGCAAAAUAGAACAUCACGGCAUGAUGCCAAAUCCGCCAGUUUAAUCAAUCACAGCAGUUUCUCGCCUCUUAUAGCCUUCUGUUUUUCAUUUUUACGCUUUUUUUUUUCUUCCGUUCUACUUAAACGGUGACUUUUCACAGCGCUUGUUUCUCUUUAGUGUGGAAGUGUGCCAUCGUAAACUCAAGUUUUUCCUUUUACCUGUUGAUAAAACACAUCUGCAGUUGUAUUUGUUGAACUACUUGCAUGACUUUGCUUCUCAUUCUUUCCUCUUUUAGUUGCUUUUUAGAAACACGUUAAUCAGCAAUCUCUGUACAAAGUCACAAGUCUUUGAAAACACAAAAAAAAACAUUUGCUACAUAUAUAUCUAUAUAGAUAUAUAUAAAUAUAUAUAUAACAUAUAUAUAGUGGAGAGACCUAGAAGUCAAAAUUGAGCUGGUGGACAUAAUCUUUACAAACGGAGACUCAUGAAGAGAAGAAAAGAUUUGAUUAGGCUCCAUGUAAAAACAAAAUAUGAAGGAUAACAAACAUAACUUGUACCAAGGACACAAAUCUGCAUUAGUGUGGAACCAAAUUGUUGGGCUGGGAGCGUGCACACAUGCAGAGGUCAGAGGUGACUGUCCUGUGCCUGAGGGACUUACCAUCUAUGAAAUAGGUGUAUGUCUGUUUAAAGAAUUUUUUCACGAGAUUGUUGCAGCGGAAGACGGCCGCCUUGAUUGAAACACUUACUUCUACCACCUGGCACCAGUUGUGACCACGCCGUUCAUGGUGCCCUCCACCGUCAGCUACCAGAGCCUCCUUUUACGCUCAACAGAUGGAAGUCGGCGGCGAAGGAUCGAACCUUCACUGCUUUCUCUCUGCUCUUGUAUAAACACAUCAGUCUCGAUCUGCUGAAACGCUUUGAUAUUCAGCCUGUGAGGGGGAGUUUUGAAACUGUGGACACUUCUGCUGAAAGCGCUUAAGUGUGAUUUUGUUAAA